UAGGGCUGUUUGUAUGCAGGCCUAUCAUCGAUAACUCACAUUAAAAUAUACUUGAUAUGUUGAGGUUCAUUGAUGUGUACACACCCGCACCUUGUCAAUUUCCGAGUCUACACCUCAUUUUUUUCUAUUUUCAACUGGCCAAGUCACGAUUUGCUGCUCCAAAAGCAGUCAGUGCGUCCGCCAUAUAAAAAGUCGCUGCUAAGAAAUAUUUCUAAUUAUUUGAUCGUCGCGAUUUCAUACGUUCGGUUCGGAAGUGAAAUAUAGUGAAUAAAAAACGAUUAAAUCUCAACUGGAUAUUUUACACUCUUUGGAUUCGAGGACUCUUCCUGUCUAUCAUGUUGACGUGGCAAUUGUGGUGUACUUUAUUAUGUGUUUUGUGGAUUUAUUUUUUGUGGUCACGUCGCAGAUUCUAUCGGUUAAUAUUUCAAAUACCUGGGCCAGUGGGUUAUCCCUUAGUUGGCAUGGCACACAAGCUGCUCCAUAAGGAAGAUGUACUGCGGGUGUUUAAUCACUAUUUGGAUAAACAUGGACCAUUCAUAUUUUCUUGGCUGGGUCCGAUACCAUUUAUAAUCGUCAAGGAUCCCAAAAUUAUACAGGAUAUUUUCAACUCACCGCAUUGCCUUAAUAAGGGCAUCAUCUACAUGGCAAUAGAUGAUGCCUCUGGCCAAGGAUUAUUUAGCAAACCAGAGCCCCUUUGGAGUGUGCAUCGAAAAUUACUGAAUCCAGCAUUUGGCCACAAGUUGCUGGUUAGUUUUGGACCUAUUUUCAAUGCAGAGUCUGCAUCCCUGUUGAAAACUUUGGAACCAUUGGUGGAUUGUGGUGAAAAGAACUUGAUACCAUUGCUGCAGAGUUUUACGUUGAAUAUAGCAACUCAAACCACAAUGGGAAGUGAAGUGAAGUAUAGUGAAUACAUAAGGAGCAACAAACUGCUCGAAGCUUAUCAUAGUCUUUUGGAAUCCAUGACAGAUAUGUGUUUUUCACCCUGGUUGCUUAGUAAAACGAUUCGUCAACUAUUGGGCAGAGAGGAACAAUAUGCUAAAAUCAAGUCACAGAUAAGUGAUUUCAUCAGAAAGAUUAUAGAAUCGAAACUGACAAAGGGUUCUGAAGCUCCGCCACUGCCGGAGGACAAGAAUAUAUUUCUAAAUCUAGCUACAGAUUUGAUGAAUCGUGGAAUCUUUACCACCCAGGAUGUCCAAAACGAAUCGAGUACCAUUGUAUUUGGUGCUUUUGAGACAACAGCUAAUACGGUGGCGUACACUUUGAUAUUGCUUGCCAUGUUUCCCGAGUAUCAAGAGAAGGCCUUUGAAGAGAUUCGCACAUUGUUUCCCAAUACAGGAGACUUUGAAGUUACUUACGGCGAUACCCAGAAUAUGACUUAUAUGGAUCUUAUACUCAAUGAGUCAAUGCGAGUCUUGACUCCAGUUCCAAUUGUCGCGCGACAGACAAUGCAGGAUGUGCAACUUUCCAAUGGCAUUGUUUUACCAAAAGGAGUACAAAUCGGUAUAGACAUCUUUCACCUGCAUCGCGAUAAGAAUAUUUGGGGGGAAAAUGCGGAAACUUUUGACCCAGAACAUUUUCUUCCCCAUCAUAUGCAGGAUAAGCAUCCGUAUUCGUUCAUUCCCUUCACAAAGGGAAUACGAAAUUGUAUAGGUUGGCGAUAUGCCUUAUUAUCGUCAAAAAUAACAUUGGCCAAAUUGCUGAGGAAUUACAAAUUCUCGACCAGCUUCAAAUUUGAAGAUCUUGACUUUGUUGAGGAUAUAACUUUGAAAUUAAGGAAAGUGCCCUUGCUGGAAGUACAAAAGCGAUAGUAUAAAGCGAUAUUUACAGAUUUAUUUAAUAAAAUUUAUUGUCUACAUUUACUUAAUAUUAUUGAAACGUAUGAUAAAUAUACUUGACGGACAGACAAAGGGUUUUUGUUAAGAAACAGUCCGUGUAUGGUAUAUUUUCAACGUAACAAAUAUUAUAAAUAUACUGCUUGGUACAAUGAAUUAUAUAUUUGGUUCAUAUAUUAAUUUAUUUCAAAUUAAACAAAUUUUGUAUCAAUACUGCAAUUUUUUAAGAACAACAAAAGUUUCACGAAGUCAAAUAUUAUAAUAUAUUUUUAAUGCAAAAAAUUACGUAAAAAAUGAAAUAUAUAUAUAAAAAUUAAAAUUUAAAAUUGCUACUACUAACAUACUAUCACAGCUAGUAAAUAUUUAUAUAUCAUAUCAUGGACUAAUAAUGGAGCGACAAAAUUUGACUGAAUUUAUAAUAAUUUAAAUAGGAAACUGGAUUUUAAUUGGCCAACUUUUUGAAAUCUCAAAUUUAGCAUAGUUUUUUGACCUUCUCAUACGUCGUCUAUUUUCGAUUAUUCGCAAAUUUUGUUAUUGUUUUUGUUUUUAGUGACAUUCCUUUGGCGAAUUCAGAAUUUAGCUCAUUAAAAAAAAUUAAAUUAUUUUAUUAAAAUGUUGUAACUUACUGGUUGAAGAUAUGUAUGCCUUAUUAUCGUCAAAAAUAACAUUAGCCAAAUGGCUGAGGAAUUACAAGUCCUCGACCAGAUUUGAAGAUCUUGACUUUCUUGAGGACAUAACUUUGAAAUUUAGGAAAAUGCCCUUGUUGGAUGUGCAAAAACGAGAUUAAUAGGCAUAAUACCCUUGUCACCAUUUCUGUAUGUAAAGGGCAUAGUCUGUAAGAUAUACCCUCAACAUAUUUAAAAUACAAAUAAAAAAAUAAAGUAAAAAUAUAAAAAAUAUGUCGAAUUUAUAUUUGAAAUAUACUGAAAACAUACAUACAUUAC
Messenger RNA from Drosophila albomicans, 2776 nucleotides. RefSeq names its product probable cytochrome P450 313a4. NCBI's taxonomy places the organism in Eukaryota, Metazoa, Arthropoda, Insecta, Diptera, Drosophilidae. Gene Ontology annotation, molecular function: monooxygenase activity; heme binding; iron ion binding. Bases 336 to 1808 code for a protein of 490 amino acids. The transcript is spliced from 7 exons. The record is from RefSeq and is a predicted model, not a curated record.